Messenger RNA from Moneuplotes crassus, 1411 nucleotides. NCBI's taxonomy places the organism in Eukaryota, Ciliophora, Spirotrichea, Euplotida, Euplotidae. The record is from the annotation of a GenBank genome assembly.
AAUGGGUACUGGCGCUAGCUAUACCGAAGCAGGAAAAUCUUACUCUGACACUGUCUUCUACAGUGACCAAGACUCUUUAAGAGCUAAAGGAGUCCCUCCAACCAAGAUCACAGCAAUUAAGGUUUGGAGCCAGAAGAAAAUCUUUGCUAUUGAAGUGUUCUAUGAUGGAGAAUCAUCAGGACAGAGAUAUGGUAGUGAGUACACCUCUGACUGCAAAUGUGAUGAGUUCAAACUUAAAGAAAAAGAAGAUAUAAAAUCUAUUUCAGGCAAGGUCGGAGAAGACAUUAAUUACUUCAGGAUAACCACAACUAAGGCCAGAAGUAGGCUCUAUGGAAGGGGAGGAGCUGGGUCUCAAUUUAGUUUGACUGAUGUCAAAGGGAAGGUUGUCAAAGGAUUUAAGUUCGGCUUUGGAAAGAGUAUGACAAGCGUGGGAGUAUGGUUUGCAGAUAAAGAUUAUGCAUGAGAAGUUCCUACUCUUCCUAUUCCUAAACCAAUUCCUGUUGCUUCUACAGGUCUCCCUACACCUACACAAGCAAUAAUUCCUCCAACCCAACCUCCAGCUCCAAUCCCAGCCCCAUCUCCAUCAGGAAUUCCAGCUCCAGCACCUGCAUCAAUUGGGGGAACCUAUCCUUCCGCUCAUGCCAUUCGGGAUCCAGCUCCAGCUUCUACUGGCAUGACUCCGUUCGGAGGUGCUUCUACUGCUACAUCAUUGCCAACUCCUGAUCCCGCUCCUGUUCACGUUCCUUCGAUAGCUCCUGGUACAAGCUAUGUGCCAGCUCCUGCUCCUGAAGUGACUCCGCCAGCAGGAAACCCUAUGACUUGUGGAUAUUCUCUGAUUCCUGGAGCUCCUUCAGCUGCUAAGGUGCCUACACCUGCUCCUGCACCAGCUCCAGUACAAGUGCCAGCACCGGCUCCGGUGUUGAUACCUGCACCAAUUCCGGUCGUGACUCCUCUGACUAAGACUAUUGUGGGUGGAAAGAUCCAUACAGACACUGAAGUGUUUGAUGACUACAAGAGCCAUCAGGAUACCUUUGAUAAGAACCCGAGCAUUCGGAUUUCCGAACUGAGAGUCAUCCACAACAACGACAUUGUCUUUGGAGUUGAAGCUAUGUACUCUAUUGGAACUAUGCAGAUAAGUGGUGGCAUGCAUGUUGGCAAGGAAUGAGAUACCACUUGACUCAACCAAGCUAUAACUUUAGAACCUGGAGAAACUAUUGUUGCUGUAACAGGAAAGAACGGAGAAGUAAUUGAUUCAUUAAGUAUUGUUACUUCUAAAGGAACGACAUAUAACUUUGGAGGCUCAGGAGGAGACUACUUUUAUUCACUAGCAAUUCCCGAAGGAAAGCAUCUUAAAGCCAUAGCAGGAGGAAUUGGAGGCCACCUACACAACAUUUGUGGGUAUUAUGAAUAA